UGGUAAAGUUACUUCCCUUUCUAUGUUUCCAAUGUAAAUAGAACAGCGCCGGCCUGACCCACGUGUUACUUGAUGAUGCAAUGACAACACGGCUUCAAACAUGGAGUCCACGGAGGCUUUGAUGUUUGUGUGCUGGCUGUUCGGAUCGCUGCUUGGUACCAGAUGUGACAAUAUUGAACUACAACAGCCAGAAUGUCGCUAUUCUAGCACUGGAUUUUCACAAAACAACACAAUACUUGUCAGAGGUGUGGCUAGAGUCCAGGACUAUUCAAAUGCCUCUAUACAAAUACUUAUCAACACGCACGCAAGCUUAAACGCGUCGCUGGUAAGUAGCUACUGUGUCAUGAGGUUGGACGAUUCCAAUGCUACAGCCACUGUAGGGGAUUGCUCUCUCCAUGUCAGUGAAGGAAACAAUGUAGUCACAUUUACUAUCACAUUGCCAAGUAGCCCAGGUGUGUGUCUGGGUAAAAUUGCUGCAAGAUUGAUAAACGAUAAAGAGCAUAAAGACUCAAAUGAACUGGAUCUAUCAGGAGUAUGCGAAACCAAUCAGAUCACAGCAGACAUGCUUAUCAAUGGACAAAACGUCAGUCAUGGAGGCUACCUAAAAGUCAACACUGACACUUUAAGUAUUCGGGCAAUAUGUCAGAGUCCACUCUCCCCCUGCAAGCUACAUCUUUCCUUCAACGACAGAACACAGAUACAAGAAGCAGAGAGUAUCUUACAGUAUGAAGUCACUUAUCCCAUGCCCAAGUCUACGUCUAUAACUCUGGCAGUGUACGUCUGCAAUAACAAUCAACCUUCCCAGAAGUAUACAUAUAAUGUCGCUGUUGACUUCACUAAAGACAAAGCUGGAAGUAUCGUUGUUGUCGUUAUUUGUUGUAUACUAGGGCCUAUCAUUUAUCCAAUGUCUCUGGUAGUCAUUUAUUUAAUACGUAAUGCCCUAUUUUAAGCUUCUAAUAUACAACUUCUAGCUGGGAGAUUUAUUAUUUAUUAAUUUCAUUGUAGAACUGUAAGUAUGAUUGUACGUGUGGAUGGCUUUACAUUUUAAAAGUUUUAAAUUAAAUUCCUUUAACUAUGUCAUUGUUUAGAACCUUAAAGUUUACAUGAUUUUUAAUUAUUUUAUUUAUUGUAUAUUGGAUUGUAUAUUUUCCCAAAGAUAUAUACAGUGUUUUUUUUUUCUGUAUUUUGAAAAGCGCAUAUCUAGUUCAUAAUUUCCAUUUCAAUCAAUUGAGUAUACUGCGAAAUAUUUGCAAUUAUACAAUUUUUGCUUUGUUUUUUUUUUCACGUGUUUUACGGUUCCAUUUUGCUAUGUAUUUUCUUUUCUUGAAAUUAACAUUUUGUAAAAAUCUUUGUUGAAGAUGAAAGCUCAAUACAAACACAUGUAAGAUAAUUUGUAAAAAAUGUAAUUAUUUGCCAUUACCCGUUUUGUUAUUGGGAAAGAUUUUAAACAACUGCAAAGCGUGAACCUGAAGCUCUUCACUUAAAGUCAUGUCUGAAGGUCCCACAAUAACAGCCAUCAUUGCUGUUUCCGGUCGUACCAUAUCUUCAUUGCACGACUUACGGAUCCGGCUAGCUAUCUACAGCGGAAUUUCUGUAAAAGGCUACCUGUGCCAGACUCCUGCUCUCUGAAAGGAGUCAAAAAAAAAAAAGAUGACAAAUAUAAAAUUCCAAAACUCGGCUGGUUUUGUAAUUAUUGAUAAAUAUUAGUAAAUAAAAGGCUGCAAAGUUGUGUAUUUUCUCACAAGAAACAGCUUUACGUUGAAACAUAUCACUGGCGUAAAUAUAAUUGUGGACUUCUAUGUUUGUUCUCUUCAGUUUAUGCUUUGUGAAAAAAAAAGCCUAUCUCUUUUGUCCACUGGAUGAUCAGUAAAAUUGCUCAUCCAACUUUUGCAUUAUGCGCAAGAUUACAAAAAUAUCACUGAUCUUAUGAAGCUUGCAAGAAAAGGUUUUAAAUGAAGUAAAUAUGCAAACACACGUUUCUGAUAUAUUUAUUAGUCAGUUUGUGUGUUCCAUCUAAAAGAAAUUAAGGAAAUAAUUUGAUUAACAGAAAAGAUAUUAAUGCAGUAAACCAAAUGGUGAAAGGCAGAACUUUUUUUACUUUUAGUCAAAAAGCCUACCAGGAGGUAAUGUCCUUAUUACCCUUUUUACAUUCUGCUGGACAGUUGACAAACUGCAUUGUCUUAGCGUAUUCCUUAGUAGAAAUACAGACAUAAUUACAAAGUGUAUGAUUUUAAAUACACAUAGCUUUAACCCACUUACAUUGGGUUGUAUUUAAACAUGCCCAAGCUCUAAAAAGUGUCAUAUCUAAUGAUCUCCCGUUAGAAUUUUAUUGAUAUAUUUAUAUUAUUUAUAAAAAAAAACGGGUGACGUAUUGUUGUUGUGUGUUUAUUUAUAAUUUGUGCAAACUUUGUUCCACGUGUGACUUGCAAAUAAAACUAGUAAAACUAUUUUAAUAGAGUAUCGUCUCUUUUGAAGUAACGUUUUUAAUCUGUAAGAUACGAUGUCUCAAGGCAGCAAAAGCGUUUUACUUGUAGUAGAAAUGUGUGUUCUUUGAAGCUUGCUUUUAGUGUUCGUAUAUAUCAACUAAAAAUAUUCUUAUGAAUUGAACAAAAUUGAAAAUAAACUUCAUCAUUUUUUAAGAUA
Messenger RNA from Biomphalaria glabrata, 2643 nucleotides. RefSeq lists its product as uncharacterized. The transcript has 7 exons. The record is from RefSeq and is a predicted model, not a curated record. NCBI's taxonomy places the organism in Eukaryota, Metazoa, Mollusca, Gastropoda, Planorbidae. The coding region runs from base 101 to 949 and encodes 282 amino acids.